AUGACGGCCGUCCGAACGACCAAGGAGAAACUCCCGCAGCUGUUGAUGCACCUUUCUGUCACUCCGAGCGACACCUUCAACUUCGACGAGACCGCCUUGUUCCUCUCGAUCCUGCCGCGUAAGACGUAUGGCACCACCCGCACGGCCGGCCGGAAGAUUGCCAAGGAGCGGUUGACGGUGGGCUUCCUCGUCAACGCCGACGGAUCCCGUGUCUUCAAGCCGUUGGUGAUUUCGAAGGCGAGGAGGCCCCACGACUUUCGGCCCGACUACAAUCCCGAGGAGAAGUGUUUCUGGCGCAAUAACGCCAAAGGCUGGAUGACAAAGGCGUUGUUCACGCACUACAUCGAGCAACUUGACGCCACCAUGUACGCCGAGGGAAGGAAGAUCGUGGUGCUGCUCGACAACGCCAGCAGCCACACGCUCACGACGGAAGGUGUCACCAUUGAAGACAUGUUUGGCUUCCGCACGUGCGCGCUCGGGAACGUACGCCUCGUGCCGAAUCUGCGCCUUGUGCUGGACUGGCUCCACGACGCUUGGAUGAACGUGGGCCCGCGCGCCAUCCAGCGCUGCUGGUGGCGCAUCGGAUGUCUUCCCCACGUGUGGGCCAUGUCUCUCCCACACGUGGGGGUCGGGAACGGCAGCAAAGGAACCAACGGCGGCGCAGGCGGCGGCGGUGCGAAUGUGGCCGACAUCGGCCUCGAUGCAGAGGUUGACGGUGUCGGCCUCCUCAUUGGCCAGCUGCGCCUCGGGCCGAGCGCGAUGGCCGCCGCCGAUUUCGUGAACGUCGACGCCAACCAGCCCACCUGCGCCGAACCGGGGGAGGACCCGCUUGCAAGGGAGCCCGCGUCCGUGGCGACGCCCGCAAUGUGGGAGGCGCCUGCGAACAUGCAGGCUGUCUACGACGACAGCAACCCUGCGUCGCGCGAAGCGCGCCGCACCGCUCGCGCUGCGUGCGAGAUGCUGAUUGGUUACGCGCGGGCGACGUGCAUUUCCCCACGGGACCUCUGCGCCUUGUUCGACAUCCGCAACCCCAUCAUCGUGGCGCGGAUGGAACGCGCGAGCCCGCCUCUCGAUCUCAACCACGCCCCACCCCCGGCUGUGACUCACGCCGACACCUCGCCGCCUGAGACCCCUCGUCGCCGCGGUCGGGUGCUUCCUGCGUGGGCGCAUGUGCCCACCCCAGACUGGGUGGCGCAGUCGGCCCGCCGCCAGGAGCUCAUUGACGCCGGUGCACCCGCCGUGAUGAGCGAGUACCUGGCCGCUGCAGAGUGGAUGCGGCUGUGA
This is a messenger RNA of Closterium sp. Naga37s-1, 1284 nucleotides long. The record is from the annotation of a GenBank genome assembly. NCBI's taxonomy places the organism in Eukaryota, Viridiplantae, Streptophyta, Zygnematophyceae, Desmidiales, Closteriaceae.